This is a messenger RNA of Salvelinus sp. IW2-2015, 1928 nucleotides long. Its product is annotated as interleukin enhancer-binding factor 2 homolog. The record is from RefSeq and is a predicted model, not a curated record. Gene Ontology annotation, biological process: positive regulation of DNA-templated transcription. Gene Ontology annotation, cellular component: catalytic step 2 spliceosome. Gene Ontology annotation, molecular function: DNA binding; double-stranded RNA binding. Lineage: Eukaryota; Metazoa; Chordata; Actinopteri; Salmoniformes; Salmonidae.
CCGGCGUUGUGUUUUUGCAGUUAGCAACAGGUAGUUCCAUUUUGGGCCCUGACUUCCGUCCAUAGCUGUACUCCAUCUAGUAGUCUAGCUGACCGGCGUUGGAUGCUUGUGAUUUCUCUGAAUAUCUACAUUAAAACAUCAAAACGUCGUACGCAAUGAGAGGCGAUAGGGGCAGGGGCCGUGGUGGCCGCUUCGGCUCACGUGGAGGACUGGUGCAAGGGUAUAGGCCAUUUGUCCCCCACAUUCCCUUUGACUUCUAUGUGUGUGAGAUGGCCUUCCCCAGAGUAAAGCCAGCAGCGGAUGAGACUGCCUUUAGCGAGUGUCUACUGAAGAGGAACCAGGACCUCAGUCCUACACCCGCAGAGCAGUCCUCUAUCUUGUCCCUGGUCACCAAGAUCAACAACGUCAUCGACAACCUCAUCGUCGCCCCCGGCAAUUUUGAAGUGCAAAUUGAAGAGGUACGUCAGGUAGGCUCAUACAAGAAAGGCACCAUGACAACGGGACACAACGUCGCUGACUUGGUGGUCAUCCUCAAGAUCUUGCCCACAUUGGAGGCCGUCGCAGCUCUCGGCAACAAAGUGGUGGAGACCCUUCGCACACAAGACCCUGCUGAGGUUCUCUCCAUGCUGACCAAUGAGACAGGCUUUGAGAUCAGCUCUGCCGAUGCCACAGUGAAAAUCCUCAUCACCACCGUUCCCCCCAACCUGCGCAAGCUGGACCCCGAACUGCACUUGGACAUCAAGGUGCUGCAGAGUGCUCUGGCCGCCAUCCGCCAUGCCCGCUGGUUUGAGGAGAAUGCCUCCCAAUCUACGGUGAAAGUGCUGAUUCGCCUGCUGAAGGAUCUGAGGGUGCGUUUCCCCGGGUUCGAACCUCUCACCCCCUGGAUCCUGGAUCUACUGGGUCAUUCUGCGGUCAUGAACAACCCUUCCAGACAGCCCUUGUCACUCAAUGUGGCUUAUAGGCGCUGCCUACAGAUGUUAGCCGCUGGACUUUUCCUGCCAGGCUCAGUGGGCAUCACUGACCCCUGUGAGAGUGGAAACUUCCGGGUGCACACCGUCAUGACCCUCGAGCAGCAGGACAUGGUGUGUUUCACUGCUCAGACGUUGGUGAGGGUGCUCUCUCAUGGAGGGUACAGGAAAAUCCUGGGCCUGGAGGGUGAUGCCAGCUACCUGGCUUCGGAAAUGUCCACCUGGGACGGCGUGAUCGUCACACCCUCCGAGAAGGCCUACGAGAAGCCGCCAGAGAGGAAAGAAGAGGAGGAUGAGGCGCUGGAGGAAGGAGGAGAUGUAGAGGAUGAAAGCAUGGAGACACAGGAAUGAGAAGGACCCGGAAGGUGGUGAGCUGCCAGAGGAUCCUGUGCCACGUCUUUUAAACAAUCGUUUACCCCUGACCCUUUUGGAAACCCUUCACUCACCCAUUUGUUUUUCAUUGAAGUUCAUGUCCACUAAUCAUGAAUUGACUGCAUUGACCAGGACCAAAGUGCGCCAACUGGACGGACAGACUUGCAUAUAGACUGUUACUGGUCCCUCAACGCCCUCAACAAAAAUUGUAUUCAUGGUCUUCUCAAAAGGGGCGGGUGUCACUAUCAAUUUGUAUUCCGUGUGUUUGUGUGGUUUUUACUUUGUAACAGCAACGAUGACUAAAUUAAACAACUUGUUUAUUUUAAUAUGCCUCUUUAUGUAAAUGUAUACAUUUAGAAAUGCAUAUCCUUAUUUUCAAAUGUGUGGGUGGCUGGAUGGAUGGGUGGAAUACAUAUGCCCCAUGCUUGUGCAAAAACGCAUACUUCAUUUUUAGAUCUGGCCAUAGAAUGUGUAAUUACCUCCACAGAUCCAGUCUGUACCCCAAAUUUGACAAACUUUUUAAUGUUUUAUUUGAUACUUUAUUGAAGCACAGUUCAAAUUAAAUGCUGUUUUGCAGUUCAGAUUUAA